CAGGCCUCCCCCGCCCCCCCCACGCGCCAGCCGCGACCUGGUUCCACAGGGCGCCGGCGCAGUAGAGCGACGGUAGCGGCGGCGCAGGCGCAGUCGCGUAUCCUCGUCUCUCUCCGCGUCGAGAUGGCUGGAAUCUUCAAAAUUAGGACUAGACUCCACUUGCUACCUUCCUUUGGGCAAUCUCUACCAAGGGAGUUAUCAACAAGAUUGUGGAAAAAAGAAGAUAAGUGCCUACCCCAUUGCUUUGGGACCCAUAUGUUCUUACAGCCACAGAGAUGGCAACCUGACAAUGCUUAUUUUUAUCCUGGGACAGGGCUGGCACCAUACAGAUGUGCUGGCAGCUUAACCUCCACCAACAGAGUCUUGGAAAAGUCAAUGACUGAGAACAAAGAACAGUUCAAACUGGUCUACAAGUUUCCAGGAAUUAAAUAUUGUAGAAUAUUUUCAAGAAUGAAGUUGCUACAGACUGCUCUAACCGUAGUCAUCCUCCCACCUGUCUAUCAUCUCUAUCUGCAGGAACAAGUUUCUCAGGGUUUUGUAUUGUAUGUCACUGGCACUGCUUGCUUUGCUGCUGCAAUGCUGUAUGGUAUAAGUUAUUUUCUCAGACGAAUGAUUGGACUGAUGUACUUAAAUGAAGCUGGCACCAUGGUAAAAGUGGCACACUUGACAUUUUGGGGAAGAAAGAAAGAAAUUUAUUGUCCAGUUGAAAGUGUGAUGACCUUGGGUGACACUGGAGCUGCCAAGAAUGAAGUACUGCUCCAGUUUAAACAGCAUAAUAGUACACAGGUUUUAUAUUUUACUCUAAAGUUUGGCCAUAUUGUGGAUAAACAGAGGUUUGCCCAAAUUUUUGGAGUAUUGUAGUAACUCAUUAAAUGCAAUGACCAACAUUUUCCAAGAGUCUAGCUUGUUUAAUGUUUUCUAUUGCUCUUCAUGCUGAAUUCAUCACCUCCAUAGCUUAAUAGAUUUGUAAGCACUCAAAUACAAAACCUCUAUGAGCAAAUAUGCACACCUGUGUUUGGAUAAAGGGGAUACAGUGAUGUAGCAACCCACUAGAUAGACGUUCCUGUACAACUAGUUUCAGAUGAAAGCGGAAUCUCAUUCUACAGACACAACCAUUAUGUAAAGAAAUAUAGUUUAAUACUCAAGUCUGAUGGUAACUUACACACUUGAAAUCUUAAAAAAUGUUUCACCUUAAUGUGCAGUUGCAGUCAAAUGUGGUGGUGGUUUUUUUGUGUGGCUCUCAGCUUGGCUUUCCAACUGGAGGAUGGUAUAUUAUUAAAAAUAUUUAUUGGUAAAACUGAGUAAAUAUAAUUUGCUAUCAGAGAUACAACUGUAGCAGCCCACAGUGCCAUUUUUACAGUCUCUUGUGAGACUGCACUUUCAAUUUAUAUCAAGUUUUGAUCAGGAAAGUCUUACUAAUAUUUCAUGUUAAUAUAAAUAAGUUAUUAAAACGGUAUCCUGGUACAAGGAUUUGCAAAGAUAUUGUAUGGGGAUGUGGUGGAAUUGCUUGCUCAGUCCCUUGACUUCUGGGCUGGCACCAGCUGGGAAGUGUGCCACUCGCUUUUUUCUUUAACAGUUCUUCUGUCAGAUCAAAACGUGUUAAUGGGAUCCUGAGUGAACUGUGUCCAUUGUU
Molecule: messenger RNA, 1633 nt
Organism: Mauremys mutica (yellowpond turtle)
Lineage: Eukaryota; Metazoa; Chordata; Testudines; Geoemydidae
Gene: TMEM186
Product: transmembrane protein 186
Exons: 2
Coding region: 124-861 (245 amino acids)
Cellular component (GO): mitochondrion
Source: RefSeq, a predicted model, not a curated record